CAAACCUUUAUUAUUAUUGAAUUUGUACUAUUUGGAGUUUGGACUGUUUUGAUUCACAAGAAGCUUUCUAACACAACUGUAACCUUUUAAAACAAUCUAUCAAUCAAAAAAAUUGUACUAAAAUGGUAGAUAAUUUGGGAUACACGAAAUACGAUGAAGUUUUUACAUCUAUUUUAGAAAAUGAAAAAUCCAUUUUAGGUUUUCUUUCAGCGAUAUUUAACUUUCUAGCAAGACGUACUGACUUUUAUUAUGUCCACGAUGGCACGCACACGGAUAUGGGUUUUCCUCCAGGAGUGGCUGAAGAAUUGGUUAUUAAAGUAUUAAGAAAAUGCGACCCGAAGAAUUGGAAACUAGAUGAGGAUAAUCAAACAGAUAUAAAUAAUGAGAUCAUGUGUUCCACAGUCGCUCAGGAAGUGGAAGUUGUUUCUCAGGAAGAUGAACAAGAAGUUGAAACUGAUAUGGAUGUGUCAAAACCAAUGGAAGGAAUAAAUUUAAAUGAAGAUACUAACAUCAAAGAGAGAUCCAUCUUUCCCGAAGAUUAUGAGCCUCCUGUAAUAGUUACACAAAAAAAUAGUGAGUCUUAUAAUGGUGCAAUUAGAGAGAAAUAUUCCUGGUCACAAACCAUCAUGGAUUUAGAUGUAACAAUAAAACUUCCGCCUGAUAUAAAAUCUUCAAAAGAUCUCAAAGUCACAAUAAAUCCUGGUGAUGUAUGUGUAGCACGUAGUAACGGAGAUAUCAUCAUCAAAGACACGUUGCCAUUUAAAAUUAAAACAAUCGAGAGCUUCUGGAGCAUCAGUGAAAAUAGACUGUUGAUACAUUUAGAAAAACUCAAAGAGCGAUGGUGGAACAAAUUUUUAAAUGAAGAAGAAGAAAUAGAUCUUUCUAAAAUAGACUGUUCAAGACCUUUAGAUGAAUUACCAGAAGAUAGUAUAGCCAAGGUAAGGGAGUUGCAAUGGAAUCAAGAACAAAAAUUAAAAGGACUCCCAACAAGUGAUGAAAUAAGAAAUAUCGAAAUUUUAAAAAAGGCAUGGAAUGCAGAAGGUUCCCCAUUCAAAGGCAAAGAGUUUGACCCAAAUAUUCUUAAAAAAUAAACACAAAAUAAGGCACAUUAUAAGCAUAAUCCAAAUUAAUUCUUAUUGAUAUUGACACAAUGUAUAUUGUUAUAAUAUUUUCAAUGCAAUUAAAACCCUGUAAGAACCAA
Melitaea cinxia (Glanville fritillary) is the source of this 1201-nucleotide messenger RNA. Its product is annotated as nudC domain-containing protein 3. Gene Ontology annotation, cellular component: cytoplasm. Lineage: Eukaryota; Metazoa; Arthropoda; Insecta; Lepidoptera; Nymphalidae. The transcript has 5 exons. Gene Ontology annotation, biological process: protein folding. The coding region runs from base 123 to 1091 and encodes 322 amino acids. The record is from RefSeq and is a predicted model, not a curated record.